This is a messenger RNA of Brenthis ino (lesser marbled fritillary), 435 nucleotides long. NCBI's taxonomy places the organism in Eukaryota, Metazoa, Arthropoda, Insecta, Lepidoptera, Nymphalidae. The record is from the annotation of a GenBank genome assembly.
AUGUCAAAUUAUACUGAAUUAGAUUUAGUAAGUAAAAUAAGCAAAGAUAGUUCAAGAGCAGCGUGUAAAAAGUGUGGAUAUGCAGGACAUUUAACUUUUCAGUGUAGAAACUUUAUCAAAGUAGAUCCCAAUAAAGAAAUUGUUUUAGAUGUAAGCAGCACGAGUAGUGAUAGUGAAGAAGAAUAUGCCACUCCUUUACAAACUUUGCGAGAAGCCGAAUUAAGACAGAAAUUACAAGAAAAAAUGAAGAAAGUAAAAGAAAAAAAGAAAAGCAAAAAGAGAAAGAGAUCAAGAUCAUCAAGUACCUCAUCGACGAGCAGUAGCAGUACUACUUCAUCAGACGCCAGCAGUGAUUCAGAUAGAAAAAAGAAAAAGCACAAGAAAAAGUCUAAAAAAUCAAAGAAAUCUAAAAAGGAACAUAAAAAAAGCAAAAAA